CGCCGCCGACCGCACCAACCGCGUCGCGAGUGAACCCACACGACCUUCAAACCGAAAGACACGAUUAAACCAGAGGCAGGUGUAUAGGAUGUGAAGAGGCGCGCACGACGCUGCACAUGCUCUGCGAGCCACCGACAUGGGGUAUCGGGGCUAGACAUGAACCACUCGCCCUGAACCGAGCACUCGACUGUCGAUACACACACAGGUGGUGAUUGUGGGAGCGGGUGUAGUGGCGGUAUGCGCGUGGUGUUAGCAGCCCUGACGGCGCUGGCGGCGCGCGCGCUGGCCAGCCCGCACGAGCACCGCGCGCGCCACCAUGCGCCCGACCACCCGCCGCACUUCCCCGCGCCCGCGCCGCCGCAGCCUUACCGCGGCCACGGCGAGGCCGUCCGCUACAACCCCGAGCUCGACACCAUCCUCCCCAGACUCGAGGAACACGAAACAUCCUCCAAACGCGCCAAGAUCGAGGACGAAACCUCCUCCAAGAGAGCCAAAUACGAUGAGAGGUUCUACUCUAACCACGAACGAGCUGAGGACGUACUCAUGGCCGACGAGCCACAUCUAGGACCAGAGGACGACGAUCCCCUCGUCGUCCGCACCAGGAAAGGAAGGGUCCGAGGCAUCACCCUCACCGCUGCGACGGGAAAAAAAGUCGAUGCGUGGUUCGGCAUCCCGUACGCUCAGAAACCCCUCGGCGACCUAAGGUUCAGGCAUCCUAGACCUAUCGACAGCUGGGGAGACGAGGUACUGAAUACAACGACACUGCCACACUCGUGCGUCCAAAUUGUAGAUACCGUGUUUGGAGAUUUCCCCGGCGCGAUGAUGUGGAAUCCCAACACAGAUAUGCAGGAAGACUGUCUCUAUAUAAACAUAGUUGUUCCGAAGCCGCGACCCAAGAAUGCGGCGGUCAUGCUGUGGGUGUUUGGCGGCGGAUUCUAUUCCGGCACCGCCACCUUAGAUAUAUACGAUCCUAAGAUAUUGGUUUCUGAAGAGAAAGUAGUGUACGUCUCUAUGCAGUAUAGAGUUGCGUCACUUGGAUUCUUAUUCUUUGACACUCCAGACGUUCCAGGAAACGCUGGAUUGUUCGAUCAAUUAAUGGCUUUACAGUGGGUGAAAGACAAUAUUGCAUACUUUGGAGGUAAUCCACAUAAUAUAACAUUAUUCGGAGAAUCAGCCGGUGCGGCGUCUGUAUCCCUACAUCUCCUGUCACCGUUAUCUAGAAACUUGUUUUCUCAAGCGAUAAUGCAGUCCGGAGCAGCCACAGUUCCUUGGGCCAUUAUAUCGAGAGAAGAGAGUAUCCUGCGAGGAAUACGCUUGGCAGAAGCUGUUCACUGCCCUUAUUCUAGAAAGGACAUGGGUCCGAUGAUAGAGUGUUUACGUAAGAAAACCCCCGAAGAGCUGGUUAAUAACGAAUGGGGGACUUUAGGAAUUUGUGAAUUUCCAUUUGUCCCAAUCAUUGAUGGUUCAUUCUUAGAUGAGAUGCCUUCUCGGUCCUUAGCUCACCAGAAUUUCAAACGCACCAACCUUCUAAUGGGAUCGAACACUGAAGAAGGUUAUUACUUUAUCCUUUACUACUUAACAGAACUAUUUCCUAAAGAAGAAAACGUAGGUAUAUCUAGAGAGCAGUUCAUGCAAGCUGUGAAAGAGCUGAAUCCUUAUGUGAAUGACAUAGUUCGACAAGCAAUAGUGUACGAAUACACAGAUUGGUUGAACCCGAACGAUCCUGUGAAGAAUAGAAAUGCUUUGGACAAGAUGGUUGGUGAUUACCACUUUACUUGUAGUGUGAAUGAGUUCUCCCACCGAUAUGCUGAAACGGGGAACAACGUGUACACUUAUUACUAUAAGCAUCGCAGUAAGAACAACCCCUGGCCAUCGUGGACAGGCGUGUUGCACGCUGAUGAGAUCAACUAUGUGUUCGGAGAACCUUUGAAUCCUGGAAAGAACUAUUCCCCCGAAGAGGUGGAGUUUAGCAAACGUAUUAUGAGAUACUGGUCCAACUUUGCUAGGACUGGGAAUCCUUCCCUGAACCCUGACGGUGAGCUGACGAAGGUGGUGUGGCCUCUGCACACGGCCAAUGGGAGGGAGUACCUGUCCCUUGCUAUCAACUCCACCGAGGUGGGGCGCGGUGUGCGCGUAAAGGAGUGCGCCUUCUGGCAGAAGUAUCUGCCGCAACUUAUUGCUGCUACUAGUAAGCCUGACCCCCCGAGGAACUGCACGAGCAGUGCGCCUGCGCAGUGGAUGUCGCUGGAUCUCUUCGCACUCAGCCUCACGACUGUAUCGACUGUCGGGCUGCUGCAAACCAAACUGUUCAACUAUAUUAUAUGAAUCUCUAGGGUAAUAAUGUGAGCCUUUCAAUCUACUUAAGUUGUGCUUGAUUCAACAUUCGUUACUUCUCUACUAACCGUUCAAUAUCUUAGUAGAGAGGUGCUUAAGGAGUACGGGGUGACAUUUUUAAGUCCCCGACAGAGACUGCAAGCUGUCUUUGUCCUGUCACAAAUGGUGUUUGCUGAAAAAGACUUUCCGAUUUCUUAUGACGCGUCAAGCGCAACUGUCAUGAAAUGACGAAAAUAUUUCAUUCAGAUGAUUUAUGACUCGGCAAAGACGAGGGGUCGUCUUCACAAUACGUCAGCCAUAAAAAUGUGAGUCCGUAUUAAAAUUCUUGUAUAUUAAUAUAUGUUGCCGUCAAAGAAUCUCUGGGAUAUUUUCUUAUAUUAACUUAUUUUUAUAAUGUAAAGUAGACUUACGCAUAAUUUUAGUUCUAAGCCACCUCAAGUGUUAUAUUGCGCUGUAAGUACAUAAAUUGUCUAGUAAAGUCGCUAUUAAGUUCCAUAAUUAAAUGUAAGUGAUGUAAAAUUAUUGUUUAUGAAUUAAUGUUACGAUCUAUUUUAAAAGGAGUGAUGCCUCCAUCAACAUAUCACUUGUUAAUAACAAAUUAUAGAAAUAUGUAGGAGUAAUUUUGUCAUAGUCGGUAAGUCUCUACAUAUCUUACGGGGGUAGUUUGCCAUCGCGGACUUCUGUCAGAGAAGAGAGUAAUAAUAGUAAAAUUGUAAACUUUGUCUUCGUAAUAACUAAGUAUUCAAAGGAACAAAUAUUUCUUUUUGGUUAAAAGAGUGAGUGAACCGUUGUGUGAGAAAUAGAAAGGCGUAGAAGAUUUGAGGACAAUGAAGUGUUAGCUUUAAAGCGCCUCUAUUGCUAUACAUAUCACGCAAGGCAUAGAAACGUUUACGUUCAUUCUAGCCAUAGAAGGUAAGUUAAGUAAGCUAGGUCACUUCACGAACACUGUAGCGGACCAAUAUUAGAAAGUUGUACGAGUUAUAAUGGUUCGGUGUAUAUUAACAGAAUUGGAGGAAAUAAUGACGAAUUGUCGAAUGGCUAUAAAAUAAAUUUUGAAACUCUGUAAGGCGCUAUAGGUGAAACGAGACUCGUCAGAGUGUUCAAAAACUUAGGGAAUCUUGAAUGAGGAAUCUUUGAAUGUGAGGAAAAGUAUGACGAUGUAACUGCUGUGAGCCACGAACGGGACAAAACUUAUAGAUGUACAGUAAUGCAUUUUAUAUUACUGAUAGAAGCACAAUUGGGUGAUAAUGAUAAUGAAAUUUCAAUUAUCGUGUACGAAGAUGAUGAUUAUAAAAGCUGGAAAUCUAUAUAACCAAAUUCAGAAGUUGUUAAAAAUGUACCCAAUGUGUCUAUUAACGUCCAUGGUUUUGUCUCAGCCGAUGGUGCACAGUGUGAUGAGAGAUGUACAGUACAUAGUAUACUGAUUGUGUUAGAACCUACAAAAUUAGUACCUUAAAGUUAGGGUCGAUACAUCUAGUUUAGAGGAAUUAGUGCGGUUCAGCUUUCGAAUAUUGGUAUAAACAAUUAAAUAGAUGAAUCUUUACAAUUCGUUCGAGAUUUAAGAUAAAAAUUAAUAGUACAGUACGGUAAAAUUAAUAAAAAAUCUCUUGCAACAGCUACGAUAUGUAAUAGAUAAAUUGAAAUUAUUUAAUUGGUGUAAAUAUUGUAUGUGUGUUAGUUUAUAAUGUAGGGUCUUGUUGUCGUUCUUAGUUCGUUUUUUUUUCAGAUCGUUUAAGGGCAAGUCAAGGCGGUGCCUAUGUGGUAAUAUUUAUUAAAUAAAAAUAAAAAUAUAACCUGUUGUGGAAGACGAUACCUUAUGAGAUAUAGUAAUUGCUAAAUGUAAUUUUUCGUAGGUACUUGAGCUUAUGUUGUUUCUGUUUGAUUAGGCGAUGUGUAUACAACGUAUGUAAUCUUCACUCGCUGGUGUUAGUCAAUGUAUAAUAGUGUCAGUAUUCAUGUCUAGCUCAUGUUCGGUGUUUAAACUACGCUUAUUUUAACCUGCGUAUGUAAACCUAUAGAGUGCCUCUUGUUCACUUUUAUAUAUAUUGAUAUAACACUAUGAUAUAGGUGAUAUAGUAGGUGUAGUGAUGCGUUACUUUCUAAAAUAUCUGCACUGUUAAUUUUCAAUUAUAUUAUGUGAUAUUGAAAAGGCCAACGAAUGAUGCGUAGUGCCAAACAUGGUUAUAGAAUCUACGAAGCUGGAUGUUACAAAUUCGCUCCAAUUGUAGUUCCGUAGAUUUGUUUCCUUAGCCACCUAUUGUACAGAAUGACUCAAUGAAUAGGAUUCUUUAAAUAUAAUAUUUUACGUCAAUUUCGAAUAGCUUCUAAAGUUUUCAUUUAGAAUAUCUGAUGUUAAUGACGGGGGCAUUAUCAGCAGCACAAGAUUUCUUUCAGAAUGAUGUUUUGGAAUUAAGAGAAUAAGGUGAUUAUUGAAAGUUGUCGAAUUAAGUGUUACAGAACAUUUUGGUGAAAGAUCAACAAACUAAACAAGAACAAAAAAACAUUUUUAUUACAAGAAAAGUGGAUUAUUGAACAACAAUAAAAUGAAUUCAGUACUACAACAUAAUGAAAAGAAAAUACAAAAACAUGGUAAGGAAAUUAUUUUGAAAUGUAAUAAAGUACCACAUACAAGGGUAUUCAGUACUACUAAUUUUCGCAGCAUCAAAAUGUUCUAUAAAACUUGAAAUUGGCAAAAAUGAGGGUUUACAUUGUUUUCUAUACACUGAUAACUUGCUUCGACUCUGCUUGGCUAUAAUAAAGUAAAUGUAUAAUAAAUCGUCAGUGUAACACAAAUGGCCUAAAACUAUAGCGAAUUUUGAUAGCACGAUGAUAAGGCCUACAAGCAUAGCCGCAUGUUGAUUUUCCAUUCAAAUUCAUGGAGUAAAGGAAACAUUUUCGCUUUUUGAGCUUAACAUUGCAACAACAUAGUACAUAAACUACCUAUGUAUGUUAAAUAUGUUAAAAACUCUGUUGACAAUAGGUUUUGAGUUUGAAUACAUGCCGUAGCGGGCAAUCAUAAUGCAAAAUGGUAUUUUAGACUCUCAUAUUUUGAGGCUGUAAACGAGUUAAAACAGUGUUAAGAAAGUAUAUAUACGUAGAAACAUAAUAUGAUUCGAAAAAAUAUGAUCGUCAGCUAAAAAUCAAGAUUGUACAUUAAUUGUUUUGUGCGAAAUGUUAUCCUUGGACUCAAGGACACUUUAUACAUUGUUUUAAGUUUACGCGGUUAUCAUACACAAACUCAUAUCGGGAGUCUCAUAUUCCUACUUUAAACGCGGUAAGAAUCCGUUAUUAUGUGUUUUAAUCAAGGACACUUUUUUGUUUCUUUUUUAUAUCUCACUCAUAAUCUUUUAAAGGACCUCGUUAAAGGCAGAUGAUUCAUCAAAUGUACACGGUUCUUUGAUUUCAUUCUAUUCAGAGUAAAGACGGAUAAAACAUUGCCAAGCAUGUGCCGCGUACGCCGUACGCCG
Pectinophora gossypiella (pink bollworm) is the source of this 5801-nucleotide messenger RNA. It is a transcript of the gene ace1, whose product is annotated as acetylcholinesterase-like. Gene Ontology annotation, biological process: acetylcholine catabolic process; choline metabolic process. The record is from RefSeq and is a predicted model, not a curated record. The transcript has 5 exons. Lineage: Eukaryota; Metazoa; Arthropoda; Insecta; Lepidoptera; Gelechiidae. Bases 238 to 2325 code for a protein of 695 amino acids. Gene Ontology annotation, cellular component: plasma membrane. Gene Ontology annotation, molecular function: acetylcholinesterase activity.